Motacilla alba alba is the source of this 2290-nucleotide messenger RNA. Its product is annotated as low density lipoprotein receptor adapter protein 1-like. Lineage: Eukaryota; Metazoa; Chordata; Aves; Passeriformes; Motacillidae. The transcript has 8 exons. Bases 96 to 1124 code for a protein of 342 amino acids. The record is from RefSeq and is a predicted model, not a curated record.
UCCGCCGCGCUGACGCGAGCGCGCCGAGCCCGCGGGGACCGACCCCCCGCGCACCGGCAGGGAUCGGCUCGGCUCGGCUCGAUCCCGGCUCCGCUAUGGAGGCGCUGCGGGCGGCCGGGCGCGCCGUGCUGCGGAGCCCACGCCUCGCCCGGCACGGUCUGGGUCUCCGCCGGCGGCGCAAGCUUCCUGAGAGCUGGGCUGAUAUGCAGGAGCCACUGCUUGAGGGGAUGUGCUUCACCCUCAAGUAUCUGGGCAUGACGCUGGUAGAAAAACCAAAAGGAGAAGACAUGGCGGCUGCUGCCAUCCGCAGGAUCGUGGCCACGGCACGGGUUGGAGCUCGCAAGUUUCAGAAGGUGAUUCUGACAGUGUCUCCAAGGGGCAUCUCACUGCAGGAUGCAGACACUAAGGAGAUGGUGGAGAACAUCUCCAUCUACAGGAUCUCCUACUGCACAACAGACAAGCUGCAGAACAAAGUCUUUGCUUAUGUUGCCCAGAGCCAGGAGAGCGGGGCACUGGAGUGCCAUGCCUUCCUCUCACCCAAGAAGAAGAUUGCCCAGGCUGUGACUCUGACUGUGGCCCAGGCCUUUCAGAUGGCACUGGAUCUCUGGGAAGCAACACAUGCAGGCUCUAGGCAGGAUCAGCCCCUUCACCCUUCAUGUGUCUUGGAGAGCAGUGAGGCCGGCAGAGCCCGUGAGCCAGCCUCCCCAGGGAGCACUCCCUUCACACACCAUUUUGGGGAGGAGGAGGAGGAGGAGGAAGAUGAUGAUAAUGUCAGUGAAACCUUGUCUGGAAUUAAUACCUCUUGUGCCCCCAUCGAGCUCUCCUACAGCACAGCUACUGUGCUACCGCCUGGGGCCACCCCCGGACAGCUGGACGGUGCUGCCAGGGGCUGGAGAUUCCCCCAGCACUGGCACCAGGAUUGCUGGCCCCAAGGCUCCCCUGGGCUAAGCCAAAUCUCUGCAACAACGGACCAGCCACUCAGGAUUCACCCUGUGCCUGCACCUGGGCCAGCCAGUGCCUGCCGCUGCCCUGGCACCGCCCUGCUGGCAUGGGGGCUGCUGGCACUGCUGCCAUGGAGUGCACAGGCUGCAGCACCUGCUCCUUGUCCUGUGCUGCCUGCAUGAACCGCCUCGAGCUGCAGCUGCUCCCAGCCUGGGCGGGGGACCCGUGCUCCUCGCUCUGCUCACUCACUGCCAGGCCGUGCAGGCCACCCUGCGUGCUCUGAGCCUGCCUGAUGCAGGCAGUGUACACCCUCAGGGAGGAACAGCUCUUGGCCUGGAGCAGUGCGUGAUGAAGGCCUUUCCCCUGCAGUUCAGCCCCACACCCUCUCACAAAUGAAAUGACCUGGUUUUUAAAGGAAAGCUCUGCCUUUAGAGAGAAAUAAACUGAGUUUUUUACUAUUGUCAUUUGGGUUUGAGUGCUGGAUGGACACCAUGCGUAAGCGUGCAGGGUACUGUGUCUCCUGCACUGCCUGUGGUGAGGGUUGCUGUGCCCCAAGUUCAUGGAGCCUGGAACUCCCACAUGUUCCUUGGCUGCCAACCCUGAGGAAGCAGUUCCUCCUUGUGCUGAGGGCUGCCCUGGCCCAGGGUGCCUAUGUGACUUGGGAAGAGCAGGCUCAGGCUGUGCUGCACUGGUGUCUUGAGCAUCUGUGAAUGUCACCUGGACUGAUAGGAGUUGAUGCUGAGCAUGCUGAGGUCAGGGCAGACACAAGCCCCUUGUGUGCCAGCUGCUCUGAAGUGUCACUGCCUUGCUGCACCCCAGCUCUGCUCUACAGAGGCAAGCCAUGCACUUGGUUUCCUUCCCAGAUGGAGCAGGGGAGGCUGCAGCAUGUCUGUUUUCUUUGGCAAGUGACAGCUUCCAGCUGUGUUCUGGCCAAGCCCCUCACUGCUGGCUUCCUGCCACAUCUCCACACAGCUGCCCUUCUCAGGCUGGUUGCACUGGGUGCCCAGCUCAGCCCAGCUGAGCACCGAUGGCUGGCUGCAGCUGGGGUAGCAGGGCCAGUCUCCCAGCAAGUGCCAUAGGCACUGAGGAAGCCUGAGGUGCCAUGGAUCACUCAGGAGCUGUGCAUGGUUUUUUUACUUGAGGUUUUGCAUAUUGAAUGUGGUUUCAUGCCUUUUCUCCCUCAGCUGGGAGUACAGAGCAACAUGUAACUUGUUAGAGUGAGCAGGUCAUUGUCAGGCCCUCAGCUUCCAGCACUCCUCUCUGCACUUCCCUGCCCUCCUGCACAGCCAUAGACUGAGAAGAAGAAGAAGUGGUGACUUGGGGUUUGGUUUGGUUUGGGUUUUUUUGG